Molecule: messenger RNA, 1267 nt
Organism: Aplosporella prunicola CBS 121167
Lineage: Eukaryota; Fungi; Ascomycota; Dothideomycetes; Botryosphaeriales; Aplosporellaceae
Exons: 1
Coding region: 1-1113 (370 amino acids)
Source: RefSeq, a predicted model, not a curated record
AUGGGUGGCCAUGCUUUCGAGAAGCUUGGCAUAAGUACACCGCGAAUUUCAACACAUGUCUACAAGGACUUGGCGUCAAAAUACUUGGAGGUGCUUGCUAGCUUCUUCCAAAGAGUCACUUGCUCACAUGAACCGCCCAACAAGGAUUCACAUGGGGAUGUUGAUCUUCUCGUGGAAGGGCCUCACCUUGGAGUUUCAUCCGAACACCUUGCUGAAGUCCUCGACGCGAAGGUUCACGUUACAAACGGGACUGUGACCAGCUACGCCGUACUACAUCCCGAUGACCCCAGCGCCUAUGUCCAGCUGGAUGUCCAGGUCUGCCGGGAAGGAUUCUUAGAAUGGCAACAAUUCAUGACUUCCUAUGGUGAUGUUUCUCAGAUCCUGGGCGUCGUACAUCGAAGUCUAGGUCUAUCUUCGACCGAUAAAGGAUUACACGUACGAAUACCGGAAAUGGAAGCCAAAAAUCGGAAAGCUAGCAUGGUCUACCUCAGCCACGAUCCUGAGGAAGUCAUGAAAUUCCUUGGACUUAAUCCCUCUCUGUUUCACAGUGGAUUCGACUCUGAGGCCGAAAUAUAUCGCUGGAUCGCUAGUGGCCGCUUCUUCAAUCGAAAUGCAUUGGAGACACAUGGCCAUCAUCCACCAGAGGAGAAUAGUAACGAUAGAACGCGCAGGAUGAAAAGAGGAAUGUACAGGCGUUUUGUUGAAGGCUGGAUGAUGGAUAAUCCUCACGCAGGAUCCGACUGUCAUUGGGACAGAGACUCUGUCCUCUUGGAAGCAAUCAAGAACUUUGCCCGCGAAGAAGAAUACCAAACCAAGCUCCGAAAAUAUCAGGAUGUUGCACGUGAAGAAGCACUAUGGGCGAAGAUAAAAAUGACAAUACCUCGGAAAAACGACAGCUUGCGCCUGGUAGUAAGAGGGCUCAAAAGAUGGAUCGAAGUAAAAAACGGCAGGCCUAUUGUACGCAACAAGGCACUACCUGGCAAGGAAUUUCAGCCAUGGUCAUCAAAAAUUGAUGAGAGGAGUCAGUUAGGACUACUUGAUUGGAUUCGUGAUAAUUGGGUAAUUGUACAAACCAAGGAGAAGGGCUUUAUUAAGAGGGCAGUAUGUGUUUAAGGAACUUUUGUAACGUCUCCUUCCGUUAAACGACCUUACAGCACGGAAGAGACCCAUAUAGUAUACGCUAAUUAGUAGGGUUCGCUAAUAGUAAGGCUGGUUUAGCUAUAGGAGACGUUAGUAAAUAAUUAUAAUAGCUAAAAAAUAUAUACGG